Eremomyces bilateralis CBS 781.70 is the source of this 2031-nucleotide messenger RNA. RefSeq lists its product as uncharacterized. The transcript is spliced from 3 exons. The record is from RefSeq and is a predicted model, not a curated record. Lineage: Eukaryota; Fungi; Ascomycota; Dothideomycetes; Eremomycetales; Eremomycetaceae. Gene Ontology annotation, molecular function: ATP binding; ATP hydrolysis activity. Gene Ontology annotation, cellular component: cytoplasm; mitochondrion. The annotation marks the transcript as partial.
UUGGCUAUCACCAAUCCCCUGGUACUCUACCAAAGUCUGGUUGCCACCAAAAGGAUCUUGCCUGAUCCGGCCCAAUAUAGAUUAGCGAUCCAUUUGCAAAAGCUCUAUGACCGUUUAAUAAAUUAUGAGCCGACGGCUUCGUAUAGUGCUCGACUCAGUCAAUUAAGCCGAGUAAUUGAGAAUGAAAAUGGCAACGGGACGCCUCGACGAGCCCGAUCGGUGGGAGCUCAGGGAGUUUGGCAAUCACUUAUCGCCCAGAAAGAGCAAAGGGAUACGAUGGCCCUAACCCGAGUGCUUACUGACCAUGAAUCGGCGAUGCACAUCGAUUCCCCGAAAGGCCUGCUGCUUCAUGGCGAAGUGGGCACCGGGAAGAGUAUGCUUAUCGACCUGUUUGCCGACUGCCUCCCGAGCAAUAAGAAGAGAAGGUGGCAUUUUAGCACGUUUAUGUUGGAGACCGUGUCAAAGCUGGAGAGGAUCCGUCAUGAGCGUGUAGGCACAAGCAUGGUGGCAGGGCGCAGUCUUCUUCAGGACGAACAUUCGUUGCUUCGCGUCGCCAAGGACCUCAUCUCCACCUCUCCGAUUCUCUUCCUCGACGAGUUUCAGCUGCCCGAUCGGGCUUCGUCGAAGAUUAUGGCGAACCUUAUGACGAGCUUCUUCCAGCUAGGUGGCGUGUUGAUUGCAACCAGCAAUCGCAUGCCGGAAGAACUGGCAAAGGCGGCGGGCAUCCAGUUCGGUCUCCCCCCUAGCCGGUUAGACUCCAUCAAAUGGCGUUUCGGGUUACGUGCAAGACCUAGGCAUACAGCCGUUCGAGAUGGUGGGCGGGGCGAGUUCGCUAACUUCCUGGAACUCCUGAAUGCAAGAUGCGAUGACUGGCAGGUGGAUAGUAAAAAGGACUACAGACGAAGAGAUAGUGUACAGCUGGCGUCCACUGCUGUUGCCGAUUCCGAUUCGGGGUUAAAGAAGCCUCACGAACCAAUGGGUGGCUCAGGAAAUGCUAACGUUCAACUACCAGAGUUCUACUUGAUUGGGGUCGGUUCGUACGACGAUGUCAUGGUACGAAGCAAACUACAGAAGUGGAUCGGGAAAUCAAUCUCGGACGACUCCAACCUAAAGCCAAAGUCUCUUUCAGUGUUUGGACGCACUCUGAUGUUCCCAAAGACCCACGAGCCUUCCUCCACCCUCUUCGCAACGUUCGAAGAGCUUUGUGAGGCGAGCUUGGGACCGGCGGACUACAUCAGCAUCGCAUCGGCCUUUAAAACGGUGGUGCUGAUGGAUGCUCCUGUGCUGACGAAUCGACGGCGGAACGAAGCUCGACGAUUCAUCACCCUGAUCGACGCUAUGUAUGAAUGCCGAUGCCGCCUCAUGAUGACGGCGGAGGCUGCGGUCGACGACUUGUUUUUCCCGACCGAGCGCGCCAGUCAAGAUGCUGGAGAUAGCAUGGACGAACCCGAAGCCGACGCAAUCCAUGCAGAAUCCUUUUCGGAUGCCUAUCAGGACGCCACCGCGCCAUUCCGGCCGAAUGUCGCAUCAUACGAUUCUUCCUCCCUGCCUGCGGAUGCGCUGGAGGAUGAUCCGCCCAAUCGACUGCUACGUCAAGCACUAGGAAGGAAGUUUAAAGAAGGGGACCUGGAAUCUAGCACGCAGCGUCCGGCCCCGGACUUCGCUCGCAUAGGACAAUUCACGGGGGAAGACGAGAAGUUUGCCUUCCGACGAGCGGAAAGCAGGUUAUGGGAAAUGUGUGGCGCGCGAUGGUGGGCUCAGGCGGAACAAGUAGGCCGGUGGAAGCCGAUCGCGGCGGAUGUGAGGACCUGGGAACUUAAACGAGACGAACUGCAUAACAAAGAACUUUAUCAACACACAUCGAUUCGACCUGGAGAGGGAGAUGACGCGGUAUUUAGGAACGGCGGAAACUCUUUUCGCACGAUGGUUGAGCCACCACCCAAGAUUGGUGUCGAACAUGCAUGGGGUGUUGUACGGUGGGGGAAGAAAGCUGGUGCAUGGGGCAAGGGAGUAGAGGGCUUGAACGAGCGC